Thalassophryne amazonica is the source of this 1713-nucleotide messenger RNA. RefSeq names its product apolipoprotein F (gene apof). Gene Ontology annotation, biological process: cholesterol metabolic process. Lineage: Eukaryota; Metazoa; Chordata; Actinopteri; Batrachoidiformes; Batrachoididae. The record is from RefSeq and is a predicted model, not a curated record.
GGAGGUAGUGAAAGGAUAACAGCAAACAAAUGAAACGGCUUGAGAGCGCAUGGACUUUCUCUGUGGGAAUCAAUAUUCAAGCCCUGAUCUUCCUGUGGAGCAAUGAGGCCAACUCCAAAAAAAAAAAGGGAAUGCUGAAAGACAUGAGCCGGAGGGGAGGGCAGUAAGAUGUGGUAUGUAAAGGAAGAGCUUCUCAUUGGAGGCACAACAAAAAGAAGACUGCCAUGCAUGUUUUUUGGGGAUAAAGAGGAAAAACAAGUGUCUUACAUUCAGAGGCCAUCUUGGUCAGACUGAUUCCCUGAGGACUCAACAUCUAAUCAUUAAGGUUCCAGUGUGAAGUGUAGUAGUGUUGGGAAAAGACACCUGGAAGAACAAGAUGACGACCUCCAAACUGAAGUGGCUGGUCAUAAUCCAGCUUCUGCUGAAUGAACAGGUUCUGUGCAGGAUAAUGCCUCCUUUGGUACUGAAGAAUGCUUCACUUCCUGUUACUGGUGUGCAGGAGGAAACAAAGACAUCUUGCUUGGAAUCUCAUCUCUCAUCUACAGGAAAGCCAAGUACUCUGUCAAAGGUUGCACAAAAAGAGGAAGUCCAGUCUGCCAAACAAAUGAUAUUGAUUCUCAGAGAAAAGCUUCAAGAGCAGAUUUCAGAUCUCUACUUUCAAGGGAAUGCCAGCUGUGAGGAGCUGCUGUCUGCUAGCACCAUGGAUGACCAGUUACCUGUUAUGCUGCCCCGGGAACUUCUAGGCCUCUCUCUAGUGCCUGUGCUGGUCAUGACUGGUUGCCAAAAGGAGGCACAGACCCUGGUUCUGAAGCUAUAUGAUCUGUUGGGAGUGGCAGAUGCAGAAGAACUCCUGAUGGAAGUUCAGGGUCUGACAGAAAGGAGGAUGAUGAGGUCAAGAUCCACAACAGUACCUGUGGCAGGAGGUGGGCGCCACAUGGAGGCUGUGAUGUUUAACAUCCAUCAGCUAGCCACAGUGGGUGAGCAGAGGAUGGGACCGGACUCCUCUCUGCAUUGUGAGGGCUGGAGCCGGUUGAAUGGGACCGUGCUGUUAGGAACAUCUGUGCAAGGAACCACAGGUGAGCUAGAGGAAGCACUGAGGUCCUGUGAGAGACUGGGAGUCCUGUGUGCUGGUGUCAGCAGCUUUGGGCCCAUGCUCGGGAAGUAUCAGGCAGUGUUGAAGAGAGGCAGUCACAUCCUGCCCUCUGAGUCCUCUCAGUCUGAAUGCUGGAUCCAGCAAUGCAGUGAUGAAGAUGUUUCACUCCCAUUAGGGAAGCGGAUGAGGCGCACUCCCCACAGGAGCUGUAUCAACACGAGAGAGGAGCGUGUCUACAACGUAAUGGAGUGGAUCCCUGGAAUCAGCACCCUGUACAACCUGGGCACCGCUGUGUACUAUGCCUCAGUCAACUGCUCUGAAACAGCCAAGGAGAGAGCCAUCCUCUCUGCCGUCGACAUUGGCACGGACGCUCUCAUGGUUGUCACAGGGGGGACCGCAGGGGUGGCGGGCUACGCCAUUGGUGCAGGUGUGAAGACUGGCGUGAAAGCCAGCAUCAAGUAUCUGCUCAGCUCCAUCAAGCAGGAAGAAGAUGUGCUGGUCAACCAGCACAGCUGUGAUGGAGCCAUAACCGUGCAGUAGACUAAAAGAUCAUUAAAACUAGCUGGAUACUCCUGUUUCCAUACUAAUAAAUAAUAAAUAAUAUCAAUCAAAUAAUUACA